Erigeron canadensis is the source of this 920-nucleotide messenger RNA. Its product is annotated as zinc finger A20 and AN1 domain-containing stress-associated protein 5-like. The record is from RefSeq and is a predicted model, not a curated record. NCBI's taxonomy places the organism in Eukaryota, Viridiplantae, Streptophyta, Magnoliopsida, Asterales, Asteraceae. The transcript has a single exon. Gene Ontology annotation, molecular function: ubiquitin-protein transferase activity; zinc ion binding. Gene Ontology annotation, biological process: protein ubiquitination. The coding region runs from base 130 to 609 and encodes 159 amino acids.
CAAUGCCAACCUCUUUUUAGACCUCCUUAAAGUUAUUAUUCCAAUCUCUCCCUCAACUUCUUUCUCUCUCUCUAAAAACAACAAUCUCUCCCUAUCUCUCUCUAUCUCUCAAAAAUAAAAAAUAAAGAUAUGGCUCAGAAGAGAGAUGAAAAAGAAACAGAGUUCAAAGUACCUGAAACAAUAACCUUAUGCUCACCCCCUAUCUCCGCCGCUUCUUCUAAGCUUUCUCCUUCCGAUGACCGUAGAUCUUCACCCGAUAGAUCCGAUCCAAAGAGCGGUGUCGUUGCCGGCGUUCUCGUUGACUUUCGAUCCACGUCGGUUGACUCGACAAAAAAGCCAGAUCUAAGUACAAAACGACGAUCGGAAGCGAUUGAACCUUUAGAUGAGGUAAUCGGAAACGAUUUGAAACGGCGAGUGGUAAAUCGGUGUUCCGGUUGUAAAAAGAAGGUCGGAUUGAUCGGAUUCCGGUGCCGGUGCGGAGAGAUGUUUUGUUCGGAACAUCGAUAUUCCGAUCGACAUGACUGUAGCUACGAUUAUAAAGCUGCCGGACGUGAAGCUAUUGCGCGUGAGAAUCCUGUCGUUAGAGCGGCGAAGAUUCUUAAGGUUUGAUAAAAAAAAAAUUAAAAAAAAUCAUGAUCUGGAGAGAUACAAAACGACGUUGUUUGGUUAAGAAAAAUGAAUUCUUUGCGUUCACAUCUCCGGUAAUAUGGCGCCAAGAUUAGGUACAGAAAUGAAGAGGUUAUAGGAGGUGUGAUGAUGACGUCAUGUUUCUCUAUGGCGGUGUAAACCGAUUGCGUUUGGGGGGCUAUGUGAAGAUUGAUGAAAGUUGAGGGGUAGCUAUUGUCAAUUUGAUUAAUUAUAUAAUGUUUAGUGUAACUUUUUAUUUAUUUUAUGAUUAUGAUUUAUUACGUGUUACCAUA